Aspergillus puulaauensis is the source of this 1980-nucleotide messenger RNA. RefSeq lists its product as uncharacterized. NCBI's taxonomy places the organism in Eukaryota, Fungi, Ascomycota, Eurotiomycetes, Eurotiales, Aspergillaceae. The transcript has a single exon. The record is from RefSeq and is a predicted model, not a curated record. Bases 1 to 1980 code for a protein of 659 amino acids.
AUGGGCUCUGGCCCUCAGGAGACGUUGGAGACGUUGGCAACAGCUCGCAUUACUCUUGGUGUUGAGCCUUUUGUUUCUAUCGAAUGUGAGACUCCCAUGAUUGAGCCUGUUUGUUAUCGCCUUGGGCGGCCAGCUCGGCGGGCAUUCUAUGGGCUACGACCUGCAUUGCGACCGUUCCGCAGCAAUGCUACCAGUGCCAUUCACAGCCAGCGCGGCCCUGUGCAGUCUGAACUACUCAGAUUUGCUCUGACUAGGAAAAGCCACACUGAAAACCCGGAGUUAAACUUUGGGAAGUUCUUCACGGAUGUGUUUCUGGAGCAAUGGCCUCUCAACUCCGCUCCAGCCCCAUUGUGGACCCCUAAACCAGGAGAUCCAUCCUCAACGAAAGCUGCUCUGAACCGAGCAGAACACCUUCACAGCUUACAACAUUUCAUAGAGAGGAACUUGGCCGAUACGAGGGCCGGUGGUGAUUUUAUGACUCUGUAUGGAAAGGAGUUUAGAAGGGCAUUAAAAAGCUGCGAGCGGCAUAACACAUAUGGGGACAUUCUUUCGUUCAUCAACGGGAUCGAUACAAGACUAAAGCGACUCGGUAGCAGGAUUCAUGUGGAUUUUCACUUCUUGGGAAUAUACUAUGCAUGUCUUACCUUGUCUGAGUGCUCUCUGGACCAUCAUAUCCGGCGUUAUCUUGCUGCCGAUUCGCCCAUAAAGGCGAAGCUCAGCGAAGAGGAGAGUCUUUCUUUAGUGAAAGGUCUUUUGUCAUCCCUCCAGGCCGUGUCCUUUCAGGAUCCAACGCGCGACACAAGUAAUUUACUUUGUUUGAUCAACGGGGAGUCCCAACCAGAUGCCUCAAAUCUGCAUCAAAUACUCCACUGGUCGAGAGACGAUGCCAAAAUGAGCCAGGUAGAGGACUAUCUAGCACUCCUCGCCCAGACCGGUGACACCGCCAUUCGUCGUCUUAUGUGGGAAAAAUAUUUGCGCAGUGAUGAUUCCGAGAUCACGGGCUUUCACUCAGGGUAUGUGUACGCGACAUCCAUGGUCCGUGCUGGAAAGCCAGACGAUGCCUUGGCUGCGCUGAGGACACUGUCGAAACGUGCAGGAAAUGAUUUACCUCGUAUAUCUGAAUUUGAAAAUUUGAAUGUUCUUUUGAAGGACGACGCCAUCAACGGAGAAUUAUGCCAGCUUGUCAGUGAAGAGGAAUACACAAAGAUUCUCUACGUCCAAAUUAGUGAGGUUGAGAAAAGACUCGGGCUUGGAUUUGACGACAACGCACUCCGCGAAAGAAUCUCUGACACCUCUACUAGCGAGCGACCUUUACUCACCAUUGAUGGGGAUACCUCUGGUUAUGAAAGCCCUAAGAGGCUGGUUGCAGAAAUCAGGGCUCUUGGAUGCUCUAAAUACCCCGCUGACCUCAAUAAAAUCGGCAAUUUGCUGGAUGAGUUUGAAGGAAGCUUUAUACCCACCCGUGUUCCUUCAUGGCCAGGCCCCGAUGCGGAAUUUUACUGGGCACCUCAACGCUCGCCGGGUGGACUCCACAAAACACCCUCUCAAAAAAGUGACAGCUUUCCAAACACAUCAGUAUUGGAUUCGGGUCUGGUGAAAGUUAUCCCAGGUCAUAGCCAGACCCCGUAUCCUCUUGGACAAACUCUACAUUUAAUGCAACUUGGGUAUCUUCUCAUGAAACAGCAAUCACCGGCCUCUAAGGGGCAUUCUGAUAUCUCACCUCAACUGGAAGAAACCGGAUACCUAGUUACCUGGGACCGAGUUUCUGGUAGAUUCCUGAUUGUUUUCGCCGGGGUCGAGCACGGAGUGGUUAACCCUCUUACUGAGUCCCAUAUCCGUGGUGGGCCCUCGGGUAGGGAUGCAAUUGUGGAAAUCAACCCCCUGAACUAUGAACAUAGGUUGGGCCCGGACAUAUAUAUUCCCAACUACCGUCUUGAAGUGGAUCCGAGCCCUGAUUUGAUUUUCGACAAGCGUACAUGA